AUGGCGGGUAUUGUUCAUUGUUACCGUAGGAGAAGGUACCGUCAAAGGGUGGAUGCUGAGCAUGCAAAACCACUCAAGCAAUACACAUCAGAAGAACUGUAUGCACAUUUUCAUUUUGGGAGAGAUGACAUCAAGUACAUUGCAGAUCUUGUCAGGCCAACACUCCAACACCAAAACCAAAGGAGUCAUGUUUUAUCCGUGGAGGAACAGUGCUUAAUCGCUCUGCGCUUUUACGCAUGUGGGACUUUCUACCAAGUAAUUGGUGACAACAUGGGAGUAAGAAAAACAACCGUGAGUAAUGUGGUGAAGGCUAUGUCAGUAGCACUGGGCAGUCUGAUCAAUCAGUUUGUUUACUUUCCCAAGGAUGACCAGACAGCUCAGACUAAGCACAAGUUUUUACAAAUGGGGAACAUGCCUAGCACUAUUGGUGCUAUUGAUUGUACUCAUGUGCAUAUCCAAGCACCUUAUGAAAGGGAAUGGGAUUAUGUCAAUCGAAAGGGGAGGCACAGCAUUAACAUAAACACACCUGAGGAGUCUUGCUUCAACUCUUCACAUUGCAAAACAAGAUGUGCCAUUGAUCGCUUAAAUGGAGUCCUGAAGAGAAGGUUUGCAUGUCUUAACUACUUGCGAGUGCAACCCAAGGUGGCAUGCAACAUAAUCCUUGCAUGCAUUGUUUUGCAUAACAUUGCAACCAGGCGUCAUGUCCCUCUUGAUGACAAUUUUGAUAAACCUGAGCCUGAUGUAGAACCAGAACAGCCACCAAUGUUCUUACAUAAUGAAGGACACACUGGACAUGCAAUUAGAGAUGCAAUUGUGAGAAAUUACUUUUCCUAUUAA
This is a messenger RNA of Paramormyrops kingsleyae, 837 nucleotides long. The record is from RefSeq and is a predicted model, not a curated record. NCBI's taxonomy places the organism in Eukaryota, Metazoa, Chordata, Actinopteri, Osteoglossiformes, Mormyridae.